Molecule: messenger RNA, 6488 nt
Organism: Nilaparvata lugens (brown planthopper)
Lineage: Eukaryota; Metazoa; Arthropoda; Insecta; Hemiptera; Delphacidae
Product: carboxyl-terminal PDZ ligand of neuronal nitric oxide synthase protein
Exons: 7
Coding region: 1571-3343 (590 amino acids)
Molecular function (GO): nitric-oxide synthase binding
Source: RefSeq, a predicted model, not a curated record
UGAGUUGUAGACGGCGGUCGGCGGCGAACGGACGUUUUGACGCGGUCGACUCAGCGCGGUCAACCUCUUCGAUACGCGAUCGCGAUGUAGAACGCUAGUCAGUGUCCGAUCAUAAGUGAACUCUUAGCUUUGUAGAAAUCAGUAGGAUCAUAGAACGCAGUUUAGUGAACGUCUGACCGAGGAUUAUAGCGAGGAAUCUCCGAUCAACUCAGAAACAUGGUUGAUUGUGACUACGACAUCUUGAGUGCAACGUUGGAAAUGCUACCAGUGCCUGCAGCUAGAUGGCUGGAUUGAAUUGUUCAGGUUCCAGAGCGUAGUCUGCUUAGGAAGUGGAAGAGACAUUUAGUUGACAACAUUAGAAUAGUCUCCCUAUAAACUAAAGUAACGUAGACAGAAGUAACGUAAGUUAACUGGAGUAACGUAGUCUGUUUACGAAGUGGAAGAGACAUACAGUUGACAACAUUAGAGUAGUCCCCUAUAAACUUAAGUAACGUAGACAGUUGACUAUAUCAGAGUAGUCUCUCUACAACGUAAACUAGACAGUUGAACACAUCAAAGAAUUUGAUAGAUUUUGCUAUUUUGAAUAUGGUAUUUUCCUAUAAAUAAACGUAUAAGCCAAAACAGUAUAGUUUCCCUACAAACUUAAGUAGGCAGUUGAAUACUUCAGAGUAGACACUUUACUACAAGUGACUAAAAGUAGUAGUCAUCGUGAUUGUGAUUAUUUUAUUGAAUAGAAUUUUUGAGGAGAAAUUCCCUGAAUGAAGAGUAUGAACAGCUGAUUAUUUCAGGUGGUCAUGAUGACGGUAUUGGAUUAGAUUGUUGAGGACGUUCCCUAGUAGAGAUAGACAGCUAAAUCUUCAUCAUGUUCAAGAUAAAGAUAUUGGAUUGAAUAUUGUGAUAAGUUCCCUAGAAGGAAAAGUGAUAGCUGCCUCUCUCUCAAGGUUGAGGUUAGAAUGUAAGGAUCAGAUGCUAAGAUGGAGAGAGUGUAGUUAGUUUUCUUGGAAGAAAAAGUAGUAAACAGCUGACUCUUCCUCAAGGUUAGGAUGGAGGGAUAAAUUAUUGUUAAAGUGGUGAGAGUGUGAUUUCCUUGGGCGGGAAAAUUAGUAAAUAUCUGAUAAUUGCUCAAGGUUAUGAUGGAUGAACUGUUGAGGUGGUGAGAGUGUAAUUUCCGUGGACGGGAAACGUUGUAAACAGCUGACUCAUCCUUAAGGCUAGGAUGAAGGGAUGAAUUAUUGUUAAAGUGGUGAGAGUGUGGUUUCCUUGGACGGGAAAACUAGUAAACAGCUGACUCUUCCUCAAGGUUAGGAUUGAGGGAUGAAUUUUUGUUAAAGUGGUGAGAGUGUGACCCCUUGGACGGGAAAACUAAUAAACAGCUGAUAAUUCUUCAAGGUUAGGAUAAAAGGAUGAAUUAUUGUUAAAGUGGGGAGAGUGUGGUUUCCUUGGACGGGAAAACUAGUAAACAGCUGAUAAUCCCUCAAGGUUAUGAUGGAUGAACUGUUGAGGUGGUGAGAGUGCAGUUUGGCGAUGAGUGUCGGCGUGCUAGCGUAGACGCGCGUGCGAGCGUGAUGUGAUGCUGAGAUCGCCGCGUGCUGACGCGACACCCCCCGCACCCCCGCCACCGGGCACCCCUACCUCCCCCACUCCUCCUCAAGACCCCAAGGACAAGGAUCGGCCCCGCAAGAAGCUGUCAUUCCGUGAACCCGAGAUCAUGGGCUACUAUAUGCAGGUGAAGCAGGGUGUCACCUCCCGUCUCACCCGGAAAGGCAAGAAGCCGACGUCUCCUGCCUCCUCAUCGUCCACCGCCUCCUCCUCAGCCAACAAGUCGACCUCUGAUCAGGCAUCGGCCGUCGCGACGCCUUUUGAGCGCACGGCUGAGAGUGAUGAAGACGCUGAACUUGAGAGUCAGGCUAUGCGUAUAGUGCGAACAGUGGGUCAGGCGUUCGAGGUGUGUCACAAGCUGUCGGCGUCGCCGCCCCACGAGGAUGACGAGGAUGAAGAGGCGGAGACCGCCCCCAGUGAUCGCGACAGUGAGCCGCCUUCGCACACUGACAUUUCCAGAAAAGAUCGACUAGUGGAAGUGGGAGACGACAGACAAGACUCGCUGUCAACCCUGGACGCUCACUCGGAGCCGACCACCCCGGCCGCUGUGCAGAGGCCACUCCGACUGGACAUCAUUCCACCUCCGCCCCAGCCGUCGCUAAAUAUGCGCAAAUCACCUCUGAGUGGUGGAGAAACGUACACGUCACCGCUGAGUGAGCCGCUGAAGAGCGGGACAGAGAGUGUGUUGCCUACCGCAGGCACACCGCUCAGUGCACAUCACGAGCUGCAGCUGUUGAGGGAACAGCUGGAUCAGCAGAAUCAGCAGACGGCGGCAGCUGUGGCUCAGGUGCAUCUACUCAGGGACCAGCUGGCAGCUGAGACCGCGGCCCGGCUCGAAGCACAGGCUAGAACUCAUCAGCUGCUGGUGCAUAAUAAAGAACUUCUGGAUCAUAUCACAGCGUUGGUCGGGCAUCUACAGGAACAGGAAAGGCUACAACAAGUAACAGCGGUGCCUCAGCAGCAGCAGCAACAGCAGACGGUCAUGUGUGAUCCGCAGACGCCGUCUGUCGGCCCCGUCUUCCUGCCCGACUUCCAGGAGAUGGAAGCCCUGCGUCAGCUGACGGCAAGUCAGAGCAUGAUCGAGAACCGGUCCGUGACGCCGGGUCAGUUCAGGCCAGCCGUCAUGCCAAAUGUCUUCAACUUCGGAGCUCCGGAUCCACAGUUUCAACAACAGCUUCAAGCGCAGCUGAUCCAAAGGCUGCAGAAUUUGAGUGGGGGAUAUUCGAGGGGACUGUACCAGCAACAGAUGAGUGGAUUGUCCUACCAGACACAGACUGUACCCCAACCGCACGGCUCCCCGCAACAGAUCAGUUUCCGCGUGUCGCAGGCCUCCUCCUACGCGGGCUCCCCUGUGUUACCCCACCGAAAACCACCCCAAGAUCCUCCCCAGGAGGAAUCACCCUUUAUUAAACCUCUCUCCCAGGCUGGCACCCUAGCCACGACCGAAAUUGACGGUCGAACUAGGAUCAUAGUCGGUUCCGAUGAAGACCUAAAAUCCUCAAUUCCUCCCCGGUUAGAACCGCCCCCCUCGGCCAGCAAACGCAGCAAAGACUCCAAGUUGGCCACCGCCUUCUCUUCCCUCCAAGUGUCGCCCGAUGAGAGUGCGAGUCCCUCCAAGGGUCGGCCGAGUGCCUCGGUGAAUGGACCGUUCAUUACGCGGUCGACCAGUGAGAAAGUGCCCAAUCGAAGUGAACUUAUGUCUCAAGUACAGAGGACUGCAUGGGCUAGGCAUACCACCAAGUGAUCCUAUCCAACAAUCAAUUACACAGUUACAAUAUACCUACUCAGUCACUCAACAAUAUUUGUACCUGCCUGGGCCAGGCAUACUACCAAGUGAUCCUAUUUAACUUUCACAAUAUAUAUGUAGCCUACUUUCCUUCAACAAUAUUCAAAGCUAAGAUUGGAAUUGUAAGAGAUUGCUGCCAUUUUUCUUACUUUUUUCAUUCAACAUUUACACAUCAACAAUAUACUAUUCCACUCAACAAUAUUCAAAACAAAGUUAUAAAUGAAACAUCAGAAUUAUGUGUCAAUUGAGAUCUAGCCGAAGAUAACCACCAACAAGAGAUUUCCUACAUAGAUCUUCUCUCGUUUUUCUCACUUUUUCCUACUCAACAAUCACAGUUACAAUUCUCACUGAUAAUAUUGAAAAUUCGAAUUGAAAAAAUCAAACACAAAAAUGCAAUAUUAACUUAUGUGACAGUUGAGAUUAUGCCAAAGAGAAUCAUGUCAUGUGAGAGCCACUAUGAUAAGGUGCCAAUUGAGAUUAUGCUCUCCAAUUAAAAUACACCAUCUUUGUAUGUACCGUAUCCAUAACGACAUUUACACUUUGACUUGAAACUGGACAUAUUUUUUCGAUUCCCAACUUUUUUACAUUAGUCAUCCUAAUACGUUAUCAACACUAACAAUAACUAUCCCUUAAUCAUUGAGAAUCAGUAUUGUUUCUGUUUAAUAUUAUAUAUUUUUCACAUUUUCAAUCUCGGUAAAGUAGGCCUAUACAUGAAUAUAUAUUCCAGUCGUUUUUCAACAAAAUAUGAGCCAUUAGUGUUUCACGUGAGUUCUACUUCACCGUUUUCAUAGUUUUCAAAGUAAGUACUAAGUUGAAAAUCUAUAAAGAUUUACAGUACCGGUAGUCCAAAGGCCUGGAGUAACAUUCAUCCAAAAAUGAUCCAGCAAAAAAUUUGGUAAACAGUGAGUCAAUUUGUCAUUCAAUUGAGAUCAUAAUCAUGUUGCAAAGUUCUGAAAUAUAAAUGUUGUAUUCUAUGUAUUGGCUCUGGUCAACUUCAACUAGCAUGAAAUAACUAAACUGAUGUUUAAAAUGAGCAUAACAUGAUUAAACUGAUGUUUAAAAUGAGCAUAACAUGAUUAAACUGAUGUUUAAAAUGAGCAUAACAUGAUUAAACUGAUGUUUAAAAUGAGCAUAACAUGAUUAAACUGAUGUUUAAAAUGAGCAUAACAUGAUUGAACUGAUGUUUUAAAUGAGCAUAACAUGAUUAAACUGAUGUUAAAAAUGAGCAUAACAUGAUUAAACUGAUGUUUAAGUUAGAACUGUGACUUGUUAAUGUGUAGGUAUGACUGAAGAAUGAGUGUAAUCUGCGAUAGUCGCUGUUAUUUCAAUAUUUAGAUUUAAGAAUUGAAUUGUGUUCGGAAUCCAGAUUGUAUUUUAGAAUUAUGCUUUAAUUUAUACUUCUUAAAACUUUCCAUGAAAGUUUCUAAACGAUUGUUACUGAGAAGCAACUAUGUAAGCUUUUGAAGUUGUAUCAAUAUUCAUAAGUUUAUCAACUUAUGAAACUUUAAAACUUAGCAUAUGAAUACCAAUUUAUUGUUUUUACCUUGUUUCAUUAGAGAAAAAACCAUGUUUGUUUAGGUAGCUAGUAUUUUAUAUUUGAUCGUUUCUCGUUGUUUAAAAAUGUUUCAUUUUCAUCUUUCAAUUGAACUUGAAUAUUCUAUUAGUAGCCAAGUCAACUAAACUGAACGAACUGUUCUAGCUGUACAGUAUUCAAAUUUCAAAACCUCAACAUUCUUCUUGUAUUAUUUUUUCAGGUUCGUUGAUAUUUGUGGUAGCCUAUUUUAUUUCAAAACCCACGUGAACUGCCAAUUCUUUACACACAUUAUUAAGAGAAUGCAUAGUAGGCUGCUACAAUUUAAACAAAAAAAGGAAAUUGAUUUAAUCAUUCUAGUACUGUACUACAAUACUCUGUGCCAAUCAAAUUGAGAACCUUAUGAGCAUUUUUUGUAAUUUUUCAUCAUUAUGAAUUAUAAUAAUUGAUACAGACAAUUUUAUAAGUAAUUUCCCACCUUACUCACUACUUCAAGUUAUAUCUAUCCAUCUGCGCAAGAGAGAGGGAGGUAACUCUUCUUCUUGAAUUUCUUCCAAAUAUAUACAAACAUACAUACUCCUAUAGUGUGGUCCACGUUAUAAUGGCUGUGUUUGAUUAGCAAUGGUAUUGAUAUCCUUGUCUAUCAUUCAACAAAGCAGAUAGCGCUACCCUUUUCUAGCCCCGCAACGUGAUCAACGCAGAUGUUGAUUUCUCACUUCUAUAGUGAUGUCCACGUUAUAAUGGCAGUGUUUGAUUAGCAAAGCAGCAAAAAAGCAGAUUACAAAGCAGAUAGCGCUAUCUCUUUCCCGCUUUGCUCUGUUGCCAAAUCGUCUUUUAACAAUGUUGAAUUGAUAAUUUAUUAACAAAAUAUUUCAUCUUAAUCAUUGAAAUUCAUUAUGAAAUUAUUGGAAAAUGUAACUUCUUGCUUGAUAAAAUAAUAAUUGAUUUUUUUAAACGAGAAUAAACACUUAAUAUUACACCAAUAUACCUGUAUCAGCAACCGUCUAUAGAAGGAAUUGACAAGACUGAGGAUCGGCAAAGUUGUUCUCCUAUCUUUCUCCACUGCCGUUAUAACGUGGACCUCACUAUAAUAAUGUGAUGUUGUUUUAGAAAUAUUUUCAAUCUUGACUUUAUCAUUUAUUUAAGAUUCAUUUUGAAAAAAAAAACAUAUUUUGAAGAAUUAUUCAGUUAAUUGAAGUAACAAUCCCACGCAUUUUCUUUGAGGUAACAAAUUACAGAAUAGAAUUAGAUUCAAAGGGAUUGUUUUGUGUGAAUUUUUUACUCCGUAUCACUUUUCUUUAUAUAUUUAUCAUGUUUUUGGAAAUUAUCUCACAAAUUGUUGAUGCAUUUGGUUAUCCAUAAAUCUUUGUUAAGGUUGAAUUGCUGACAUGUUUUCUACUUGCAUAGUAUAUUUUUUGUAAACUUUUAUCAAAAGCUGAAUUUUAUAGGAGCAUAUGUUAAUGAAAUGAUUGUUAUGUAUUGGAAUUGUGAAUUCCAACCUGACAAUUGUCAUGGAAUUUGUGAAAAGCUACCUGGUUGCACCUUUAUAGCAAUAAAUGUAUUUUUCAUAAA